UCUCAUCUUUAACGCAUGCGCGUCCAUUUACACGUGUGGCGAACGUUUAAUUUGAAGUGACUGCAUUUGCACCAACUCUGAGACUCCGCAGUAUAUAAAACGUUUUGCUAAAAGCUGUAAAAAAAACUUCCUUCGCUCCGUUUUUAAACUCAAGUAAGAAGGAAAAGUCACUCCUCCGUGAAGCUUUUCGCCGAGAGGGCAGAGAACAGGAAAACUGGUAAAAAAUGACCGAAGCUCAAGUAAACCCAAAGGCUUACCCUCUGGCCGACGCCACGCUGACCAAAACCAUCCUGGACCUGGUGCAACAGGCGUCCAGCUACAGUCAGCUGAGGAAGGGAGCUAACGAGGCCACAAAAUCUCUUAACAGAGGUAUUGCCGAGUUCAUCGUCAUGGCAGCGGAUGCUGAACCACUGGAGAUCAUUCUCCAUCUGCCACUGCUCUGUGAAGACAAGAAUGUCCCCUAUGUCUUUGUUCGCUCCAAACAGGCCCUGGGCCGAGCCUGUGGGGUGUCCCGCCCUGUCAUUGCUACCUCAGUCACCAUAAAGGAGGGAUCUCAACUCAAGCCGCAGAUCCAGUCAGUUCAGAUGGCAAUAGAGAGACUGUUGGUCUGAGCUGGACUGCACUGAUGUGAGCAGAGUCUUCAGGAAGAAAGGAGAAGAGUUAUUCCAUCUUAGAUAAACAUUGGAUUAAAAUAAUCCAAUGUUUUUGUUUUUGAAUCAAUGAGUUGUUUUACAUGGUGAAUAAUGACUUUUUUAUUUUUAAGAAUGUUUUUUUAUUUUGGAGGACCCUGAUGCACCACUUGAUUCACAAUAAACUCCUUUUUUAACUAA
This is a messenger RNA of Cynoglossus semilaevis (tongue sole), 830 nucleotides long. RefSeq names its product SNU13 homolog, small nuclear ribonucleoprotein b (U4/U6.U5) (gene snu13b). The coding region runs from base 225 to 611 and encodes 128 amino acids. The transcript has 3 exons. Lineage: Eukaryota; Metazoa; Chordata; Actinopteri; Pleuronectiformes; Cynoglossidae. The record is from RefSeq and is a predicted model, not a curated record. Gene Ontology annotation, cellular component: ribonucleoprotein complex; nucleolus. Gene Ontology annotation, molecular function: RNA binding. Gene Ontology annotation, biological process: ribosome biogenesis.